Messenger RNA from Bombina bombina (fire-bellied toad), 768 nucleotides. Its product is annotated as phosphatidylinositol 3-kinase C2 domain-containing subunit gamma-like. The transcript is spliced from 8 exons. The record is from RefSeq and is a predicted model, not a curated record. Bases 1 to 768 code for a protein of 255 amino acids. NCBI's taxonomy places the organism in Eukaryota, Metazoa, Chordata, Amphibia, Anura, Bombinatoridae.
AUGAACCCAAUUAACAGAACAAGGGCAUCCUUGAAAAAGCCAAGAGACUAUAUGGUGAAACGAUUGUUGGAUUUGAGCGUUCAGUUCAUGUUAAAGAGUCACAUACGCAUUCAGAGAGAGAACUUCCUUCAGCUGAGGUUGCAUAGUAAUGCUGGAACCAUGAUCUGCUUAGCUCGGACACAUGAAGACGACUUGUGUGAGCUUAAUGUAGAUGAUUUACUGGAAUACGCUCAAUACUGGAGAGGAAUAAAGGACAGGCUGGAGAUGGCCGUGGGUCAGUACAUGGAACAGACUCAGCAUGUGCUUAACCACAAGCUACAACUGAACAACGUGUUGGAAGCAGUGAAAGAAAUCUGCUACACCCUGCGAGGUGUAGAAACUGAGGCUCUACAUAAUGCAGUCAGUGCUCUGUACAGAACUUGCCUGCAGCCAGAACAGAACUGGCUUCCAAACUCUAUCAACACCGCAAAAGCUGAUGUACAGGACGCUGUGGUCCAGCUGUCCAGAGCCCUUUCUGAUCUAAUCAAUCUCUUCACUGGGAGCUUCUACACAGACUUCCAGGCUCAGCCGUCCACCUACUCCAUCUCCAGGGGCCGCUGUACAAAUUCCCAAUUCAGCUUCCACUUGUACGCGGCAAACAACCUUCCUGACAACUGGACAAAAAGGUCUGAGAUGACAUUGGCUAUCAGUGAGCAAUCUGAGUAUGACACACCAGAGCCAAGUGAUGUGGCACAGUUUAGAGAGGAUGUUUUUGGAGAAACAACAUAA